Messenger RNA from Camelina sativa (false flax), 783 nucleotides. RefSeq lists its product as uncharacterized. Lineage: Eukaryota; Viridiplantae; Streptophyta; Magnoliopsida; Brassicales; Brassicaceae. The record is from RefSeq and is a predicted model, not a curated record.
AUGGAUCUUCAUAAAGCUAUUCAAGCGAUGUCAAUUGAAGAUGAUAAACCCCUUACUCUCUUGAAUCAAUCAAAGUUCUGUUCAAGUGAACGAAAUUGUUGCAGUGUUAUGGGUAGGUUUUUGAAUCCUACAAAUGAGAGGAUGUCUAAUUGGAUAUUAGAUAUGUCUAGAUUAUGGAGAUUGAACAACAGAGUUCGAGGUGUAGCUCUAUCUCAAGAGAGAUUUCAGUUUAUCUUCAAAUCUUUAGAUGAUUUAGAUGAAAUCUUAAAGACAGGAGUCUGGACUCAUGAUGAUUGGUGUGUGUUUAUGGAAAAAUGGAUUGAAAAGCCUCAAGAUGAUUAUUUGAUGUUUCUUCCACUGUGGAUUCGUCUCCGCAAUAUUCCAAUCAAUUAUUACACUAAGGAGAAGAUUCAAGAGGUAGCAGAGUGUCUUGGUAAGGUGUUAAAGAUAGAGUUCGAUUCUGAAAAAUCGCAAGCUCAAGUCUAUGUCCGUGUUCAAGUCCUAUUUGAUGUUAGAAAGCCGUUAAGAAACUCUAAAGCUAUUCAGCUUCCCUCUGGUGAAAUUGUGUCAAUCAGCUUUGAUUAUGAGAGAGUUAGGAAAAGAUGUUUUCUAUGUCAAAGGUUAACUCAUGAGAAAACUCUGUGCCCGUUUAAGCAAUCUGACGAAACGAAAGUUUCCUCCGAGAUCUCAAAAAGCAUAGAUAAGAAGAAAGGAGUUUUCCUAGAGAAUGAUUUUCAACCCUUCCCUAUCAUACUCCUCCAAAACUACUUGCAAAUGCCAUGA